Molecule: messenger RNA, 4205 nt
Organism: Myripristis murdjan (pinecone soldierfish)
Lineage: Eukaryota; Metazoa; Chordata; Actinopteri; Holocentriformes; Holocentridae
Gene: ptprnb
Product: protein tyrosine phosphatase receptor type Nb
Biological process (GO): protein dephosphorylation; regulation of secretion; insulin secretion involved in cellular response to glucose stimulus
Cellular component (GO): secretory granule; synapse
Molecular function (GO): protein tyrosine phosphatase activity
Source: RefSeq, a predicted model, not a curated record
GCGGAGCAGCCUUGCCUCCUGUCUUGCAGCAGCCUGUCAGAGAUGGAGAGCUGCUGAAGCUGAAGCGGACCUCGGCUCAGUGUUUGUGGAUGUACCAUGAAGUCCCCGCGGCUCUGGGCGGCUCUGUGCCUCCUCAUCACCGCCUCUUACCGGCUGGGGACGGCCGCCCGAUACGGCUGCCUGUUUGAGAAAACCCUCUGUCCAAGAGACCAGCAAUGCUCCGAUGACGGUUUGUUCGGGCAGUGCCAGGCUCCCCAGCAGCCGCCCGUCCAGUACCAGCUGUCUGUCCCCGUCCUGCACAAGCUGCAGGAGGUCCUGAGACAGCUGCUGAUGCAGGGCCUGACCUGGCAGGAUGACAUUACCCAGCUGGUCAUUGGUCGAGAGCUGAGUCAGGUUCCUCAGAUCGGCCCUGCCUCCAAACGUCACAACAAACUGUCCAAACAGUCCUCGGAGGCUCGGGGGCCUCAGGGGCCGGAGCAGCCGGCUGACCCGGAGCUGAUGCAGCAGUACCUGGACUACAUGGUGCUGGACGCCCCCCAGUCCUCCAUCCACAUGCAGAGACCGCUGGUGGACCCAUACACCUACCGCCAGCAGAAGUAUGGCUACCAGGAUGAAGAGGAGCGCUCCCUCAACUCCCUGGAUGACAACAGAGCUUUCCCCCUCCUCGACUCGACCGCUCGCUCUGGAUCCAGAGGAAACACUCUGGACCGGGACCGGCAGCUCCUCCAGGACCUGGUCUCCCUCUACCUGUCCUCCUUCCUCCCCUCCUCCUCCUCCUCCUCCUCCGCCUCCACUUCUUCCUCCUCCCCGGUGCAGUCGCUGUCCCGCCACAGGGGGGCAGUAGCGGCAGCUGCCGGUCUCCCUGCCUCCUCGUCCUCUUCCUCCUUCUUCCCUGAGCUGGACUUCCCACUGGACUAUGGAGAGGACUACAUUUCCCAGCAUGCCCAGGUGAGCGAGCCACAACAGGAGGAGCGGGCGGAGAAGAAGGCGCAGAAGGACUAUGACUCGCUAGGAGACCUGGAUGAGCGCUCUCUGCAGAAGCUGGCUGUGCUGUUGGAGCACUACGGUCUGGACAUGAAGGAUCUGACCCCGGAGCAGAUGGACAACCUGCCUGCAGCUCUCAAGCAGCUGCAGCUCGACAGCUCCUACUUUGACAAAAACACUAAAGACAAAUACCGGAACAAUGCUGGCACACAAAAGAAGAUUGCAGAGGCGUCCAUGACAUACAAGAUAGACAAAUCUCCAGCGGCGGGGGGCGUGUCCUCAGGUCCCGCCAUCGCCCCGGACGCCCCGCCCUCUCCGGCCAAGUCUCCUAAACUGGGGGCUCCUCCUGCUCCCCUCCUGAAGGAGACGCCCCCCACCGCCCCGGCCAAGGAGGAGAAACAGGGAAAGAAGGAGCCGGCUGCCGUCACCAAGGCGGAGGAGUACGGCUACAUCGUGACCAAUCAGAGCCCCCUCAGUCUGAACGACGGGGUGCUACUGCUGCAGCUCCUGGCAGAGAGGAUCCGCCUCUCCACCGGCGCCUUCACCAACAUCAGUGUGGUCGGGCCUGCGCUCACCUUCCGCCUCCGACCCAACUCCCUGAACCUGACGGCUGAGGAUGUCGCCUCGAAAGCCGUUGAAGAGAAGAACUUCCUGGAGUCCAAGACGGGCCUGAAGAUCCUGCAGAGCGGCGUCGGUGAGAGGAAUGAUGGGAAGGCGUUGCCCCUGGCGACCCGAGUCCAGCCGGGCUCCCGCUGGGUGUUUGCCACUCUGGUGGCCGUGGCCUGUGUGGGCGGCAUCCUGGUGGCGGCCAUGACCAUCGCCUGCCUGCGUCACCACGCUCACCGGCUGGCGGCGGAGAAGCUUGGCCUGGGCCCCGAGGGAGGAGCCAUCACUCACCAGGAGUACCAGGAUCUGUGUCGCCAGCACAUGGCCUCCAAAGGUGCGUUUGGACGCCUGGAAGCAGCUGCCCUGGGAGCCGUUGGGGGAUCAGGGGGAGGAGGAGGAGCUGUGGGAGGAGGCGGAGGGGGAGGAGGAGGAACCGACACGUCCCGGGUCAGCAGCGUGUCGUCCCAGUUCAGCGACGGGGCGCAGGCCAGCCCCAGCUCUCACAGCAGCACCCCGUCCUGGUGCGAGGAGCCGGCCCAGGCCAACAUGGACAUCUCCACCGGUCACAUGAUACUGGCCUACAUGGAGGAUCACCUGAGGAACAAGGACCGUCUGAUGAAGGAGUGGGAGGCGCUGUGCUCCUACCAGGCUGAGCCCAGCGCCGUCUCCGUGGCCCAGAGCGAAGCCAACGCCAAGAAGAACCGCUGCCCUGACUCGGUGCCCUAUGACCACUCGAGGGUGAAGCUGAAAGCGGAGAUCAACCCGUCCCGGGCCGACUACAUCAACGCCAGCACGAUAAUCGAGCAUGACCCCCGGAUGCCUGCCUACAUUGCCACCCAGGGGCCGCUGUCACACACCAUAUCGGACUUCUGGCAGAUGGUUUGGGAGAACGGCUGCACGGUGAUAGUGAUGAUGACGGCCCUGGUGGAGGACGGAGAGAAACAGUGUGACCGCUACUGGCCUGACGAGGGCUCCUCCCUCUACCACAUCUACGAGGUGAACUUGGUGUCGGAACAUAUCUGGUGUAACGACUUCCUGGUGCGAAGUUUCUACCUGAAGAACGUGCAGACGCAGGAGACGAGGACGCUGACCCAGUUCCACUUCCUCAGCUGGCCCGCGCAGGGCAUCCCCACCUCCACGCGCCCCCUGCUGGACUUCCGCAGAAAGGUGAACAAGUGCUACAGAGGUAGAUCCUGCCCCAUCAUCGUGCACUGCAGUGACGGGACAGGACGGACUGGGACUUACAUCCUGAUCGACAUGGUUCUGAACCGUAUGGCUAAAGGGGUGAAAGAGAUUGACAUCGCUGCCACACUGGAGCAUGUGCGUGACCAGCGGCCUGGGAUGGUUCGCACCAAGGAUCAGUUCGAGUUUGCCCUGACGGCCGUCGCAGAGGAAGUCAACGCCAUCCUGAAAGCUCUUCCCCAGUAAAACCAGCUCGAUCCAGACCUGCCUGCCGGUUCCUCGCCACCCCUCUGCCAACACGCUGCCUGACGGACUGACCCCUACACCAACCACCCACCAGCCCCUCCUUAAACUCAGAAUUGUACUUUACUGAAAUCAUCAGCUGUACUUUACCUCGCCUUUUCUCUCUCAAGAUGAUGAUUAUCAUGAAGAUGAAUGACUUUGUGCUUCUCUCUCCCCCACUGGGUGAUGCCUUGAAAUGUAGCGGCGAUGUCAGAAAGCUGACUUUAGAGUUCGGCAAGAUUUGAACAUGAGUGAGAUGUCUGAUUUUUAACUGGUAGUGGUGCAGAUCCAAUUAGAGUACAGUAACCGCAUGGAUUCUGUUUUUUCCUGUUUAGAUCCUAUGGUGUGUUUAGGUGCUGGUGGGAAAAUCCAGCAUCUGUUAGAUCAGAGUGUGCUGCUACACACUUUAUAUUCAAGAUGUCAGAAAAUUAAUUGUGGAAAACACAUGAUGAUAACAAGAUAAUUCCGCCAAAUGUAAAUGGAAAAAAAAAAAAAUAGUACGAUAUAUUGCACUGCUCAUGCACACAGCUUAAGCCGCAAACCACUAAACAUCAGAUUUUCGUCCUCUUGUGCAAAUCCAGUCUGAAAAUGUACGAGUGACAUUCCUCUUGAAUUCAGUGCAGAUUGAAGCGGAAAACAUGUCGUGCUGCUUAUGGUUGAAAUUGGAAUUGUGCUGCAUCUUUUGAAUUUUUGGUUCAUGUCAGAAUAAUAACCUGGGCUGGGCGGCAUGACGAUUUUUGGGAUGAAAAGGUUUUGAAAAGACAGGAAUAAAAAAUGUAAUGUAUUGAUGCUGAAAAUCUUAACAAUGUCCAACUCUUGUUAGCAUUAAAGUGUCAAGUCUUGUAAGGAAGUGAGGGGGUGAUGUUGCAUUAUGGGUAAUCUUGAUUGUUUACACACCUGCUCAGUAACUCUCCCUCCUUCCCUCAUUUUACUAACACCUGCAGAAAACAAUGACACCGAGCUCCCCUCCCCCUCUGUGUGUGUGCCAUUCAGAUAAUUGUAAGUCACUGAAUAUAUAGUUGUAUACCUCAAGCAAAUCAGAAAAAAAGAAAUAAAAAAUGCUAUUCUAUGAUUUAAAAAAAAAAAGAAGCUAUUUUGUAACUGUGAGACCUUAAAUAAAUCUUUUCGUGUUCAAGUGCUGCAAUCACUCA